CAGUUAUUGCCACCACUGUUAUUAUUAACUGAAGAAACCCAAUCUUAUCCGAGAAAUCAAAAGAGCAGCAGAGGAGAGGAGAUAGAACACACAAACAUGGCGGUUCUCUGUUCGUCUUCAACGGUUAUACUCCCUUCUUCGGUGAAACCCUCCGGAAGUAACAGAAGGUCUCCGUUUCUAGGCUUCUCUCUAACUGCCAUCUCGAAACUGUCGGCACGAGUCGGCAUUUACGCGAACACGAAGAGGGGAUUGCAGGUGAAGUGCGAAGCUGAGCAGGAGACUGCUACUUCUCUUGUUCCGGCGAAUCAACGGUGGAUGUUCGACGAAGAGGAAGCUAAUGGCCCUGACAUUUGGAACACGACAUGGUACCCAAAGGCUUCAGACCAUGUGAACACGGACAAGCCUUGGUACGUUGUCGAUGCAACUGACAAGAUUCUCGGUAGAUUGGCGUCAACCAUUGCUAACCACAUCCGUGGGAAGAACCUUGCCUCCUACACUCCCAGUGUCGACAUGGGAGCCUUUGUGAUUGUGGUGAAUGCUGAGAAAGUAGCUGUGUCUGGAAAGAAGAGGAACCAGAAGCUGUACAGGAGGCAUUCAGGGCGACCUGGCGGUAUGACGGUUGAAACAUUUGAUCAGUUGCAGCAGAGGAUUCCAGAGAGAAUCAUUGAGCAUGCUGUUCGUGGAAUGCUUCCAAAGGGACGGCUUGGGAGAGCUCUGUUCAAUCACCUGAAGGUGUACAAAGGCCCAGACCAUCCUCAUGAGGCACAGAAGCCGCUUGAUCUGCCCAUCAGGGACAAGAGAAUACAGCUGCAGAAAUAGAAACUCCAUGGAACAUCUCUACUAAGCUCGCCAUUAUCGCCAAGCGCAUAGAGUUUUUUUCUUCUUGAGUUUCUCUGUAGUUUCCUCAUCUCAAAACCAGAGGAGACUUUGCAGAUUGUUGUUUCCAUUGCUUGCUUCUGUCAACUCUAUGCUUUUUAAAGCUUUGUAAUGUGAGAUAUCUUUUAUUUA
Brassica napus (rape) is the source of this 1008-nucleotide messenger RNA. Its product is annotated as 50S ribosomal protein L13, chloroplastic. The record is from RefSeq and is a predicted model, not a curated record. The transcript is spliced from 4 exons. The coding region runs from base 97 to 819 and encodes 240 amino acids. Gene Ontology annotation, biological process: negative regulation of translation; translation. Gene Ontology annotation, molecular function: mRNA binding; structural constituent of ribosome. NCBI's taxonomy places the organism in Eukaryota, Viridiplantae, Streptophyta, Magnoliopsida, Brassicales, Brassicaceae. Gene Ontology annotation, cellular component: cytosolic large ribosomal subunit; ribosome.